This is a messenger RNA of Nycticebus coucang (slow loris), 1187 nucleotides long. Its product is annotated as translocon-associated protein subunit alpha-like. The record is from RefSeq and is a predicted model, not a curated record. The transcript has a single exon. Lineage: Eukaryota; Metazoa; Chordata; Mammalia; Primates; Lorisidae. The coding region runs from base 1 to 888 and encodes 295 amino acids. Gene Ontology annotation, cellular component: endoplasmic reticulum; endoplasmic reticulum membrane.
AUGACAAGCUCUAGAGAGGAAGAAGCACCUUCAGCCAUUUGCCAAGCCAAGACCCUGAGGCUACCAACCAAGAAGCUUAGAAAAUCAUCCAAAGUCCACGACCAUGGCUCAUUAGCAAUGGCUCAAAAUCUUACAGAGGAUGAAGAAACAGUGGAAGAUUCAAAAAUUGAGGAUGAAGAUGAUGAAGCUGAGGUUGAAGAAGAUGAACCCACAGAUUUGGCAGAAGAUAAAGAGGAAGAAGAUGUAUCUGGUGAACCUGAAGCUUCACCAAGUGCAGAUACAAUUAUCCUAUUUGUAAAAGGAGAAGAUUUUCCAGCAAAUAACAUUGUGAAGUUCCUGGUAGGCUUUACAAACAAGGGUACAGAAGAUUUCAUUUUUGAAUCCUUAGAUGCCUCAUUCUGUUAUCCUCAGGACUACCAGUUUUAUAUCCAGAAUUUCACAGCUCCUACUUUGAACACUGUAGUGCCACCCCAGAGACAAGCAACUUUUGAGUACUCCUUCAUUCCUGCAGAGCCCAUGGGGAGACGACCCUUUGGUCUAGUCAUCAAUCUCAACUAUAAAGAUUUGAAUGGCAAUGUAUUCCAAGAUGCAGUCUUCAAUCAAACUGUUACGGUUAUUGAAAGUGAAGACGGGUUAGAUGGAGAAACAAUUUUUAUGUAUAUGUUUCUUGCUGGUCUUGGGCUUCUGGUUGUUGUUGGCCUUCAUCAACUCCUGGAGUCUAGAAAGCGCAAGAGACCCAUACAGAAAGUAGAAAUGAGUACAUCAAGUCAAAAUGAUGUUGACAUGAGUUGGAUUCCUCAGGAAACUUUGAAUCAGAUCAAUAAAGCUUCGCCAAGAAGGUUGACCAGGAAACGGGCACAGAAGAGAUCAGUGGGAUCUGAUGAGUAAAUGUUCCUUUGUGCAACAAUUCGGUCUUUACUUAACCUGCCCUAAUGUUUUCGGCCUGAUGGGAAUUAGUGCAGAGAAGCCAUAUUACCAUAGAAGGCAACUACUACUUAUGUGUGGACUGAGAAAUCAGAGUCUGUGGCGAAAAUAUGCUGACAAUGCACUGCACUCGUUUUUCUAAAGUAACAAACUUGGUUUUUUUAAAACCAUUAAAAUUUGUGUGUGCGUGUGUAUGUAUGUGAGCAGUUGGUCUUACCAGAAUCAUUGUUGAACAACCUGCAAUAAGCCUUUAGAAUGCUAAA